Olea europaea var. sylvestris is the source of this 1205-nucleotide messenger RNA. RefSeq names its product protein PATRONUS 2-like. The record is from RefSeq and is a predicted model, not a curated record. Gene Ontology annotation, biological process: regulation of mitotic cell cycle. NCBI's taxonomy places the organism in Eukaryota, Viridiplantae, Streptophyta, Magnoliopsida, Lamiales, Oleaceae. The transcript is spliced from 5 exons. The coding region runs from base 240 to 935 and encodes 231 amino acids.
GGCAAAAUAUGACCGUUGGUUCGUCACUUCUCUAUAAGAAGAGCCCUCUCGACACAAUUUGCCCGUUGAAAAUUUUCAAGAAAUCGCCACCAGAAAAGAGGAAAUUUCCAAGCAAUAUUCAAGAGGUUUUCAAGCAAAUAUAGAGAAAGAUAUACAGAAAUUCUGUAGAAAGGCAAAGAAAGUUCACACAUAUCGAAGAUAAUUCCAUAAUUCUACUGAUUUUAAUUGAACAAGCACUCAUGGCAACACCAGCUAGUCACCUGAUUCAGAAUCAGAAUCUCAAUAUCCCCUCUAAUGGUGCUACUCUUGUCAAAGCAGAUAAGAAAGGAGGGGUUGGUGCAAGAAAAGCUCUUAAUGACAUAUCAAACUCGAGAAAUUCUACAAUGCUUCAAACGAAGAAAGAUCUCAGCAUUUCGAAAACCAAGUCUGUCGUUGGGGGGAAAGCUGGUGCUAGGAAAGCACUUAGUGACCUUACGAACUCUGUGAAGCCAUCCUUGCAGGUGGUUCCGAAGAAGGGUCAAAAGUUGAAUCCUGUUGUUGAAGAAAAUGUUCCCGUUUGCAUUGAGGAGGAGGGAUUCCUGCACAAUCAUCACGAGUGCAUCAAAAUCCAGAGAAAGGCCGUGGAUGUGGAUUAUUUUCUGAAGUCAGUUGUCGGACUAGAUAAUGAUAUUACUAUGUGGCCAUCAUCUCCAAGGGCAUCUGUAUCGUUGUCUAAGCCAAAGCUUGAGAGUCCUGUGAAGAACUUGGAAAUGGAGGAGAUACCGCAGAUGCUAUUUGAAGAUCAAGUUUCUAGUUGCCGGAAAACCAAUGUUCCUGGCCAUUCUUCACUUUCUUGGGGAUCUCCUAAAUCGCCAAAACUACCAUUUACGGACUGGAUGAACGAUAGUUUUUCUGAUUUUGUGUUGAUUGAGUCUCCAAAACUGCUGAAUCCUUGAAGUGCUCCAGCAAAAUCUACCUGAUUAGUACUUCCUCAACGAUUAUCGAUGAUAAUCUGGAAUGCAGAUGGAAAUAGUUACUUUCGAUUUGGUCGACCGAUUGUCCAAAAGUAUUCUUGACGUUUAUGCUUAUGUAUGGAUCGAGACAGUAUAAUUUCGUCUUUGCUAGUAAAUCCAAAUUUUAUGUUAAUUUUUUCAAUAGCAUAGAGUAGCAUGUCUCAACAGUCUUCUAGAACUAUGAAUUUGCAUAAUUGAUGGAAAUGGUUAACU